Messenger RNA from Stereum hirsutum FP-91666 SS1, 1315 nucleotides. RefSeq lists its product as uncharacterized. NCBI's taxonomy places the organism in Eukaryota, Fungi, Basidiomycota, Agaricomycetes, Russulales, Stereaceae. The record is from RefSeq and is a predicted model, not a curated record. Bases 62 to 1093 code for a protein of 343 amino acids. The transcript has 3 exons.
GUUAGAUCGCGGUUUCUGAGACAUACCAGACAAAGCCCGCGCUCGUUCAUACAUACUGAUAAUGCAGUCUUCCCACUACCCAACUUCUACUUCUUCGUCCGAUAAAAGGGUCUCGUCCAGCUCUUCACGAUCCUCUAUGACGGCCGACAUCGCCCUCUACGAAUAUCUCUACGGAGAUUCAUCACCCUCCACACAAGACUUCUAUCAGGCACAAUUGGCCGACUUUGCAUAUUCGAUACAGUCUCGUUUAGCCAGUGACGUGGCGCUGGACUAUAUGCCUGACAUGGACGCGUUGAUAUCCCAGUUCACUGAGGACGAAGCGUUACCCUCGUACCUGUCGUUGAAAGACGCCCUCACGCACACAGGAUCAAUACACCCUUUCCAACCCUUCACUCUCCCCAGCGACUCUCCUCCACAGCUCUCGGAUUACCUCAACUGUCCUCCAUCCCCGUUCUCAUUCUCAUCGCCAUCUGAAUCUCCGUCAGCUUCCGAGCGCGAAUUUUCCGCCCCAUCGCCAUCAUCAUCUACUCCAAUCGAUUCGUACGACAUGCAAAGCGACCUAUUCGAGAACGAUCUCUCACGAUCCAUGGAGUGGUCCGACCCUAGGGGUCUCCAGCAAGAAAACAGUAUGUCACACCACCACCGACGGCUCUCGCAUGAGUCCUCCACGCUCUCAGGUCCGGAAGACCGUGAACUAUCGUUCGCGGUUUCCGGAAAUGAGAGCACUUCCUCUGAGGGGCCUCACGCGAUAAUCGCGAAUGCUCCCUCCACACCUUGCACGUCGGAUGACGUGCGGGAGGUUGAGGUUCACGAAGUAUGCGUAGCCGAUGACAUAGGGGAGUGGGAUGGCUAUCGGAAGGAGGGUAAGAAGUGGGUUUGCGAGUUGUGUGGCGAGGGCGUCACAGCGAGGAAGUCUGACUUGAUCAGGCAUCUGGACACCCACGGUCCGAAGAAGUUUAUGUGCACGAAGAAGUGCGGGAAGUUUUUCGGUCGUCGUGAUGCCAUGCGAAGACAUACGAAGACUUGUGGUUUGAACUUGAAGCGAGGCCCUAAGCCUGGUCAGAAGUCGAAGGGCGCACGAGCAUCUCAAUGAUUUAUAUCCUUUUCGCACCUCAAUUGUUCCUGUCUUUGUUAUCGCUCUCCACACUCGAUCCUCGUUGUUCCCUAUGCUUUUCUAUGUCUCGAGGUAUUGUGCCUCUCAUGUCCAUUCUUAUAUGUUUUCUUCAAAUGCCUGUCAUACCCUUUUCAGUCUCAUACUCCUUGUAUACAGAGUUCCCAGACGUUGCGCUGAAGUUCCUUUUGUCCCUGUACUCCU